AUGGAUCUCCUGGGGGAUCAGAGUUUGGCAUCGCCCUUGAAGCACAGCUAUCUUGGAAGUUUCCAUCUGCCCCCGGACCGGAUCCCUCCUCCGCUGUCCGCCAAGGGCGCCUCCGAUGUCGGCGAGUUGAACCUGCACAAAGGCAGAUUGCAACCGUGUUCACCAGUGCCCGACGCUAAUGGCAAAGCGGUAAUUGCUGCGCUGAAGAAACUUCAGGAGAAGAUGCGCCGCUUGGAGCUGGAGAGGGUCCAGGCCCAGAAUAAUGUCAGGCAGCUGUCGCGGGCAGGUCACUGGGGCCCAGCAACCAGGGAGCCUCAACAGGACCCAGCCACUGAAGGGGCGAGUGCAUCCAGCCAAGAGCUGCUGCAGUCGGCAGAAGCUCGUUGUAAUCUGCUGGAGAAGCAGUUGGAUUACAUGAAGAAGAUGAUGGAGAAGGCAGAAAAGGACAAGCUCUCGAUAAUUCAGAAACAGUCCUGCCUGCUGAGGUCAAGGAUGACAGACCAAGCAGACUUCCACACUAAACUGGAAAAGCUGGAAAAGCUGGAGAGGGAGUGUCUGAAGCUGACCAGCACGCAGUCUGAAGCUGAGAAAAAGUUAGAGGCGCUGGACCAGAAGCUCCUUGCGGAGAAACGCGAGCGACUAGCCCUGCAGGAGAAGGUGUCCUGGCCUCAAAGAGAUCAUGAGGAUGACUGCCACCUCCACAGAUCACCUGCUUCUGAAUCAGCGGGACGGAAGAAAAGGAAAAUGAAAGCAGUGAGGAAAACGGCCAAAGUGAAGAGCGCAGCACCGGUUUCCCUGACUCUCCCCAAGGCGACGGUGCUGCCGUUCGUGGCAGGGAUGUCCACCAGUUCGAGUCACUCUGUACAUGCCAACAUCCAGAGUGUCCUGCACAUGAUGAAACAUCACCCAGCCCAGCCACGGCACCUGUCUCGCCCCUGCCAGAAGCUCAGCCCAUUCUCAAGCAGAGGAACCCGCAGGACUCUGAUCCCCAGCCAGGGGGCCUCUGCCUCAGGCAGCUUGUCUGAGGUCCUGUUAGCUCUCCAGGACGAGCUGGGCCAAAUGAGCUUCGAGCACCAGGAACUUGCGAAGCAAAUCAAGGAAACGCAGAAGCAUGGGCUGCGGGAGGACCUGGAACGUGAGCUGGAUUGCCUGGUCAGACGCAUGAAGGAUAAGGGAACACAAAUCUCCCAGCUCCGGAAGCACCAGCAGGAGGUGGAGAAGUUGAAGCAGAAGGCUCUGGAGUUGAAAAGCAGCACUGAGAGCCCCGGUAAGGGGACUGUAAGGCAGCUGAGGUGCACCAGGCCACCCCCACAAUCUCCACUGCCUAGCGAUGGAGUCCCACAAAGGGCCCAGACCCGGGGGAAGCGCGGGACCACGCCUCAGCCCAAGCAGGCGCAGGGGCUACAGACGAGCCUGAAGAGGAGCGAUAUCCUGUGGGAGACGUAGCUAAGUGAGCACCUCCUCAACCUUCGCUAUCGCUGCCCUUGUGCCAUUUGAUGUCAGCAUUAGCCCUGGAGGUUCCCACGAGACGUGAACCAUGUGGGUGGAAUGUGAGUAGCAAUUAAAGUGGCUCACGUAGCAUCCCCACACUCUCGAGGAUGUUUUUAUGAAUGGAUUCUGUCAUCUUGCAUCUGUUUAAGUUUGACAGAUUUAUAUAUGUGUGUGUGUGUUUAAAUAAACCAUUUUGGUAUUUA
Molecule: messenger RNA, 1694 nt
Organism: Brienomyrus brachyistius
Lineage: Eukaryota; Metazoa; Chordata; Actinopteri; Osteoglossiformes; Mormyridae
Gene: cep57l1
Product: centrosomal protein 57, like 1
Exons: 11
Coding region: 1-1446 (481 amino acids)
Cellular component (GO): centrosome
Molecular function (GO): identical protein binding; microtubule binding; gamma-tubulin binding
Source: RefSeq, a predicted model, not a curated record